CUAACUGGGGGAAAGGUAACUGGAGUGUUUUGUUGGAGUCUGCACAACCAGGGCAUGACUCGCCGCGCACUUGACCUGCAUGACAAAUAUCUCAACAAAAGAGGACGACGAGAGCCCAAACCCAUCAGAAAAUAAUUAUACUGCACUGAGGAAAUCAUCUGCAACUAGCUGAGGCGUCGCGAUGGACAACCAAGUGUCCCAGUCCACUCCUGAACGCACGUUCCAGUAUCAGGACACUCUGCCUUCGCUCCCCGUGCCUUCCCUGGAUGGAACCCUCAGGAAAUAUCUGGACUCAGUGAGACCUUUCACAACUGAAGCAGAGUUUCAGAAAACUGUCAGCAUAGUGAAGCAGUUUGGCGAGGGUGUUGGACGUGACUUACACAAGAAACUACUUCAGAGAGCCAAGAGUCAGAGGAACUGGCUGGAAGACUGGUGGCUGGAUGCCGCCUACCUUGAGAUCCGCUCACCGUCUCAGCUGUACGUGAACUUCGGCGGCCCGGCGCCGUACCUAGAGCACUGCUGGCCGCCAUGCGAGGGAGCGCAGCUGCACCGCACCAGCAUCAGUGUCUGGCACAACGUGCAGUACUGGCACCUCAUACGCACAGAGAAACUGGUGGUCCAGAAGUCAGGCAACACCCCAUUUGACAUGGACCAGUUCCGAAUGCUCUUCAACACGUGCAAAGUGCCAGGCAUCACCAAAGACAGCAUCAUUAACUACUUUAGAACAGAGAGUGAGGGUCCAUGUCCAUCUUACCUGGUGGUGAUGUGUCGAGGGAGAAUCUUCACUUUUGAUGCAUUGUGUGACGGCCACAUAUUAACCCCACCUGAAUUCCUGAGGCAGCUCACUCACAUCAAGCAGAUGUGCGAGGGCCAGCCGUUAGGGCAGGGGAUAGCAGCUCUCACCACAGAGGAGAGGACACGCUGGGCCAAGACGCGAGAGCACCUGAUCUCUCUGGACCCAGCCAAUGAGAGCAUGCUGGAGACCAUCCAGAGCAGCAUGUUCGUCGUCUCCCUGGACGACAGCAAGCCCUACGCUACAGCUGAGAACUACUCUCCGAUGACGGUUCAGGCCCUGACAGGUGACCCGACUGUCCGCUGGGGGGAUAAGUCCUAUAACUACCUGUGUUUCGCUGAUGGCACCUUUGGCUCCAACUGUGAUCAUGCCCCCUAUGAUGCCAUGACCCUCAUCACCCUCUGCUACCACGUGGACCAGCAGCUCAAGGCCUCCAACGGCAAAUGGAAGGGUUCAGAUGUGGUUCGUUUGUUGCCUCUACCUGAGGAGCUGGUGUUCACUGUAGAUGAGCGCAUCACGAGGGACAUCAGCAUGGCCAAGCAGCAGUACUACACAACGACUCAGGAUCUGCAGGCCGUGACGUAUGCCUUCACCUCCUUUGGCAAGACGGCCAUAAAGAAGAGGAAGCUGCACCCGGACACGUUUGUACAGCUGGCCCUGCAACUGGCCUACUACAGACUCCACCACAAGUCAGGAUGUUGCUAUGAGACGGCCACCACGCGGAGGUUCUAUCACGGCCGUACGGAGACCAUGAGGCCCUGCACCCCCGAGGCACAGAGCUGGUGCCGCCUCAUGCUAGACCCCAACGCUAAAGGGGAUGCUAAGAGGGCAGCUCUGCAGAAAGCAGUCGACAAGCACAACAAACUGAUGGCAGAGGCACAGCAAGGAAAAGGCUUUGACAGACACCUGUUGGGCCUGGCCCUGCUAGCGAGAGAGGAGGGACUUCCUACUCCACAGAUCUUCACUGACCCUCCAUUUGCCACAAGUGGUGGCGGUGGCAACUUCACCCUGUCCACCAGCCUGGUGGGUUACACCACAGUGCUUGGAGCCGUCGCCCCCAUGGUCAACCACGGCUACGGAUUCUUCUACCAGAUCCGGGAUGAUAGGAUUCUGGCGUCGUGUACGGCCUGGAAGUCAUGUGCGGAGACCAACGCGGAGGCUCUCUUCCACAGCCUCACCACUACCCUGCACGAGAUGCUGGCUCUCACUACGCUCUCAAACCUGUGAAUAACCAUCAUCACCCUCAGACCACCUCCCUCUCAGACCACCUCCCUCUCAAACCACCUCCCUCUCAGCUCACCUCCCUCUCAGACCACCUCCCUCUCAGACCACCUCCCUCUCAGACCACCUCC
Molecule: messenger RNA, 2145 nt
Organism: Engraulis encrasicolus (European anchovy)
Lineage: Eukaryota; Metazoa; Chordata; Actinopteri; Clupeiformes; Engraulidae
Gene: crot
Product: carnitine O-octanoyltransferase
Exons: 17
Coding region: 182-2020 (612 amino acids)
Cellular component (GO): peroxisome
Molecular function (GO): carnitine O-octanoyltransferase activity
Source: RefSeq, a predicted model, not a curated record